UCUAGAACAAAAACCGCGUGGUGAGGCGGUCCGGUACCAGUUACAUCGACGAACUCUGUACCAACGGAGGUCUUCUCAAGGCUUGAGGUCUCGUAACAUUAUUUCGCGAUUUCUCGUCUCGCGGUCACGAGACGAGAGAACAAUCGGGAAAUCACUUCUCGAGACUACCGAACUCUAAGACCGCGACGCUGAGUCCAGGAGUCGAACAACGAAGGUAUCUCUUCGGCAAUCGCAAAGUCGUCCAGCCGGCGCGAGAAUCGAAUAUAAACAAUUUGAUUUAAACGACAAAUAAACGUGCACAACCGUCCAGUCGGCGAAUACGACUCUCGGUCGGCGGGAGACUCUCAAGUAUCGAUACUUCUGAAGAGCCCAGAGAGAAUCUUCGCGGCAUCCUCCGCUUCGACGGUCAACCAAGACGAGAGAAAGAGAAAGAGAGAAGAUGACGGUACUGGCUAAUCGAGCGUUGAACGGAGCAGUACUUCUGGUCGCAUUGGUUUUCUUCAACGUCCUGUACGCCAUUGACGCUCAGGUCAUCUACAAGAAAUCGCACGUCCGGAUGCAGAAGUUGUGCUCCAGAAAGCUGAGCGAUGCUUUGUAUACCGUGUGCCGGGAACGCGGCUACAACGAGCCGUACAACGACGAGGACGAGUUGGAGACCGAUCCUGGCCCGGGGCUCGUCGAGGAGUGCUGUUAUCAUUAUUGCACCAUCGAACAGCUCGAGCAAUACUGCAAGCCCCUUCCCGAUGGCAAGCAAGACUCGAACUACGAAAUAGUUGCAUCUUAUGUGGCGAAUCUACCUCAUUCCACGAUUAAAGAUGUCAUGGUCCAGACGGAGAGGGGCAACACCGGCGAUGCGAUAAAACGUUACACAGAAUACUCGCAGCAACAUUAAGCCUCUAGACAACAAAUUCGUAACAUCAGCAACGACCGACGAGCCUACGACGUUUCCCUCCGUUUCGUAAUAGCGAAGCUGCGGUGCUACGAACAAUGCAACCGAUUGUCGAUCGUCCACGAGAAAUUAGAAGAACUUUCCGAAAAGAGCGACCUACUCCCCGAAGCGAAAGUUAUUCGCUUCUCCAAUGAUGAUCUUCAAUGCGUCUCUUUAUCGAGCACAUGAUUGAAAUAACUUAUGGAAUUUGCACGCGGAUGAUCGCUCGUGGAGGGGAAAACCAGAGAAUUCGGGGCGGAUAUAUCGGGGCAGCUAAAUCGAUCCGGAAUGAUUCGCGUGGAAGAGAUAUUAUUUAUAGCAAGUUCAGCCUCAUCGCGCAUUAGUGUUAACAGAUCGUACGGAAGCUGCGAUGACGUGGCGAACAGUGUCAUCCAUCAAUCUUGGACCAACUCACGAUCGAGGGAGCACGGAGGAUCGAUUGCUCGGCGGCGAUAUUGACGGAAACGGCGUGCAUCUAUAACAACGCUUUCCUUUGAUAUACCAAGAAGUUUAAAAAAAUAAGUGAAUUUCGAUGAUGACUCAUAGAGGAACUAUCUCGAAUAUUGACUGCAAUUGUGAUGAACUUGAAUGCAAUCCGGGUCGCGCGAUCUCGCAAAAAAGAAAGAAAGAAAAACUCGAGCGAUUCGAUGCGUUUUCAGGUGCGAGGAGUAGCUCAAUUCGGAUAUUUGUCGGUGAUCUUAGUUUUAUUAACAAUGAUCUCACUAGAAUAAAAAAUUCUGUUGUAAGUUUAAGAUUUAACUUAGAGUUUAUCAUUGUGACCCAUCAACGAACGCGUACUCUACUAGUCCGCUGAAGAACGAACGAGAUUUAAGUGCGGAAUUGUAGUUUUUAAUAUAAGAAAAAAGACAUAGAUUCUCGGAGAGAACGUAGUUGUAGACGGAAGUUUUAUCACGCCAUGCAUAUUGAAUAGCGCACGUUCUUUCUAUCGCCAUUUGAAAUUUUUAAUUGACGUCUGCGUUAAUAAUAGCGACCAAUAAAUACAUUUAUACGUA
Messenger RNA from Vollenhovia emeryi, 1941 nucleotides. Its product is annotated as bombyxin B-5-like. Gene Ontology annotation, molecular function: hormone activity. Lineage: Eukaryota; Metazoa; Arthropoda; Insecta; Hymenoptera; Formicidae. Gene Ontology annotation, cellular component: extracellular region. The transcript has 3 exons. The record is from RefSeq and is a predicted model, not a curated record. The coding region runs from base 440 to 892 and encodes 150 amino acids.